Corvus hawaiiensis (hawaiian crow) is the source of this 1847-nucleotide messenger RNA. It is a transcript of the gene G3BP2, whose product is annotated as G3BP stress granule assembly factor 2. Lineage: Eukaryota; Metazoa; Chordata; Aves; Passeriformes; Corvidae. Gene Ontology annotation, cellular component: ribonucleoprotein complex; cytosol. Gene Ontology annotation, molecular function: mRNA binding. Bases 144 to 1592 code for a protein of 482 amino acids. The record is from RefSeq and is a predicted model, not a curated record. The transcript is spliced from 12 exons.
CCCGCGCCGCGGGACGCGCCGCCCGAGGGACACGCUCGCCGCGCCCGGCUCCGCGCAGCUCCCGGCGGCGUGGGCGAAAACGCGCCCCGGCCCCGCGCACCGAGACUUUUGUCCCUUAGCGUUUGACACUGAGUACCAAAGAAAUGGUGAUGGAGAAGCCAAGUCCCCUGCUCGUAGGGCGGGAGUUCGUGAGACAGUACUACACUCUGCUAAACAAAGCUCCUGACUUCUUGCACAGGUUUUAUGGCAGGAAUUCUUCUUAUGUCCAUGGAGGACUGGAUGCCAGUGGGAAACCACAAGAAGCAGUGUACGGUCAAGCUGAGAUACACAAGAAGGUGAUGUCACUGCAGUUCAGUGAGUGCCACACCAAGAUCCGUCAUGUGGAUGCUCAUGCCACUCUGAGUGAUGGGGUGGUUGUGCAAGUCAUGGGAGAGCUGUCAAACAAUGGGCAGCCAAUGAGGAAGUUCAUGCAGACGUUUGUGCUUGCUCCAGAAGGAUCUGUUCCAAACAAGUUCUAUGUCCAUAAUGAUAUCUUCAGAUACGAAGAUGAAGUAUUUGGGGAUUCAGAAGGAGAACUUGAUGAAGAGUCUGAGGAAGAGGUGGAAGAAGAGCAGGAGGAAAGACAACCAUCACCUGAACCUGUGCAAGAGAAUGCAAGCGGUACUUACUAUGAAAACCAUCCUGUAACCAAUGGGAUAGAGGAGGCACUUGAAGAAUCUUCUCAUGAACCUGAGCCAGAAUUGGAAUCUGAAACAAAAGCUGAGGAGCUGAAAGCUGAAGUAGAAGAAAAGACCCUUGAGGAACUAGAAGAGAAAUCUCCAUCUCCACCUCCUGUAGAACCUGUUUCGCUACCGCAAGAACCACCAAAGGCUUUCUCUUGGGCUUCAGUGACCAGUAAAAACCUGCCUCCUAGUGGUACUGUUUCUUCCUCUGGAAUUCCACCCCAUGUUAAAGCACCAGUCUCACAGCCAAGAGUGGAAACUAAACCUGAAGCUCAGUCUCAGCCUCCUCGUGUUCGUGAGCAGCGUCCCAGGGAAAGACCGGGUUUUCCACCACGAGGACCUCGGCCAGGGAGGGGAGACAUGGAGCAGAAUGAGUCGGAUAAUCGUCGGAUAAUUCGCUAUCCAGACAGCCACCAGCUCUUUGUUGGGAACUUGCCACAUGAUAUUGAUGAGAGUGAACUGAAAGAGUUCUUCAUGAGCUUUGGAAAUGUGGUAGAACUUCGCAUAAAUACUAAGGGAGUGGGAGGAAAACUGCCUAAUUUUGGUUUCGUGGUAUUUGAUGAUUCUGAGCCGGUCCAGCGAAUUUUAGUUGCAAAACCCAUAAUGUUCCGGGGUGAGGUGCGCCUGAACGUGGAAGAGAAAAAAACCAGAGCCGCUCGUGAGAGAGAGACACGCGGCGGCGGCGACGAGCGCAGGGAUAUUCGCCGCAAUGACAGAGGCCCGGGGGGGCCCCGUGGAAUAGUGGGUGGUGGCAUGAUGCGGGACCGUGAUGGAAGAGGACCUCCUCCACGAGGUGGCAUGGCACAAAAACUUGGCUCUGGACGAGGAACCGGGCAGAUGGAAGGCCGUUUCACUGGACAGCGUCGCUGAAAUCUCCACUGUGGGCAGACAGUCUUGGCAGUGGUACAUUAUCCAUCGUGUUUGCAUUCUUGUUAAUUUUUUUUUUGGCUUUGGAAUGUGACACAGCCCUUCUGAUCGUUUCUUUGAUGUGAAAACAUCCUUUGGUUUCCAGUUUAAAUUGAGGUGGACAUUCUUUCCCCAGUUUCACAACAGGAGUCACACUCUUAAUUUAUAAAUGUAGACUUGGAGAAUUGAGGACUAAAAAUAAGAAAAAAGAAAAAGAAA